This is a messenger RNA of Columba livia (rock pigeon), 2242 nucleotides long. It is a transcript of the gene GATB, whose product is annotated as glutamyl-tRNA amidotransferase subunit B. Gene Ontology annotation, molecular function: glutaminyl-tRNA synthase (glutamine-hydrolyzing) activity. Bases 49 to 1773 code for a protein of 574 amino acids. The record is from RefSeq and is a predicted model, not a curated record. The transcript is spliced from 14 exons. Gene Ontology annotation, cellular component: mitochondrion; glutamyl-tRNA(Gln) amidotransferase complex. Gene Ontology annotation, biological process: mitochondrial translation; glutaminyl-tRNAGln biosynthesis via transamidation. NCBI's taxonomy places the organism in Eukaryota, Metazoa, Chordata, Aves, Columbiformes, Columbidae.
AUUUCCCAGGGAGCGCCGCGGGAGCCUCUCAGCGAGGAGCAAGGCAAAAUGGCGGCGGUGGUGGUGCGGGGGUGCGGCGGGGUCUGGCGCCGGACGUGGCAGCGCGGCGCUAGGGGUCCCGGUCCCGCCCCCCGCGGGCAGCACGCUGUCGCCUGUAACGCGAGAGGCGGGGCAGUGCCGGCGGGGAAGAGCGGUCCUGCGCCAUGGGUGCCAGUUGUGGGUCUGGAAAUUCAUGCACAGAUCAGUUCCAACUCAAAACUUUUCUCUGGUUCCCAAGUCCAGUUUGCAGCACCUCCUAACUCUUUGGUAUCUUUCUUUGAUGCAUCUUUACCUGGAACUUUACCAGUUCUCAACAGGCGAUGCGUAGAAGCAGCAGUGAUGACGGGCCUAGCACUCAACUGCAGCAUAAACAAGAAGUCGUUGUUUGACAGAAAACACUAUUUCUAUGCAGAUCUACCUGCUGGCUAUCAAAUCACUCAGCAAAGAGUUCCUAUUGCGGUGAAUGGAAGUCUGUCGUACAGUCUCUGCAUAGACAACAAAAUGAACCAGAUGGUGACCAAAACUGUGAGGAUUAAACAAAUUCAGUUGGAGCAAGACAGUGGAAAGAGUCUCCAUGAUGACACAAGGAGCCAGACUCUCAUUGACUUGAACAGGGCUGGAGUUGGCCUCAUGGAGGUUGUCAUGGAGCCUGAUAUGUGCUGUGGGGAAGAAGCAGCUGCAGCAGUGAGAGAGCUUCAGCUCAUUCUUCAAACACUUGGGAGCAGCCAGGCAGUCAUGGCAGAGGGUCAGCUGAGAGUGGAUGCCAAUGUUUCUGUGCAUCACCCUGGAGAGCCAUAUGGAGUGAGGACUGAAGUGAAGAAUAUCAACAGCAUACGAUUCCUGGCAAAAGCAGUAGACUAUGAAAUACAGAGGCAAAUUGAAGAACUUGAAAAUGGAGGAACAAUUCUGAAUGAAACAAGAGCAUUUGAUUCCAAACUUGGGUGCACUGUACCAAUGAGAGACAAAGAAGGAAAACAGGAUUAUCGGUUCAUGCCAGAGCCAAACCUUCCUCCAUUGAUUCUGUAUGAUGCGAAAUCGUUGCCAGCUAAUAUGAACCAUCAGCAAGUGGUAAAUAUUGAUUGGAUUCAUGAGAGACUUCCUGACCUCCCCAGUGUGAAGAGAGCAAAGCUUGUUGAACAGUAUGGGAUUCUUCCUGAACACAGCUUCACCUUAUUGAGCUGGCUCGUCUUCCUGUGCAAUUAUGCCACACACUGCACAAGUCCAGUGCACGCUGGAAUUGGAUUCCUCCUUGAAAAGAAUGAAGAUGGAUUGGCAGAAUUCUUUGAAAAUGUGGUAAAACAGACCCAAAUGAAGCCAAAGAAGGUGAUCGGCUGGAUUAUAAAUGACCUGCUCAGUCAUUUGAAACAACAUUCCCUUACAGUAAAGGAAAGCCCUGUCAGUUCUUUUCUCCUGGCUGACCUUCUGAACCUUCUAGUAAAAAAAGACAUUUCUUCUACAGCAGCAAAACAGGUGCUUGCAGAAUUGUGGAAGGGAGAAGGGAAGACUCCUCUUGAAAUUGUUAAAAAAAAGAAACUUGGACUGAUACAGGAUCAAAAAGAGCUUGAACAGAUCUGCCAGGCGGUGAUUGAUAGACAAGAAAAUGAGGUUAUGGCGAUAAAAUCAGGAAAUCAAAAAGUUUUAAAUAAGUUAAUUGGCCUCGUGCAAAGAGAAACACAAGGACGAUCCAAUGCUGUCGUGGUGAGGCAAAUACUAGAAAAGAAGCUGUCAGAGUAGCCACAAAAGAAAACCGCUCAAGUGUCUACAGAAAACGUGCUUCGUUCUGUCUCGUUCACUGCAAGUGGACUUUGGUGGUUCCUCGCGCAUCCUCAGGACUGUUCGUUCUCCUUCCAGCAGUGUCGCAUCCCAGCUUUCCGCAGACGCAUCAGCCAAAGGCAGAGGAGCAAAGGCAAAGCAGGAGCUGGGACAGUCAUUUGCAUCUCCCUGACUUCACUGUGGCAUUUGGAAACGUGAUUUCCAUGCAGCCAUGGGAAACAAGUUCCCAGAGGUGCCAGUGCAUAUGCAGAGAGCUGAAGCUGUGUUGGUCAGUUUUGUAAUAAAGAGGAAACUCAGCUUUUCUACUUGGCCUUUUGCAAGAAGGGAAACUCACAGAUGUUGAAUGCAAAAUCUGGUGGUGGAUACUAAUAACUCACUGUAAGUUAGUGUGAGCACACUGGUAAUGAUUAAAAUGCCUCCCAGUAAUUAA